AUGAGGGUAGAAAUACCCAAAGGAAGCCUCAACAAAUACGAAUACAACGAGGACACUCAACAAUUAGAAUUAGACCGAGUUUUAGUAGGGAACAUGCCUUAUCCUGAAUUGUAUGGUUCUAUUCCUAACACGUUAGCGGAAGAUGGCGAUCCGUUGGAUGUAAUUUGUAUCAUCAGAGAACCCAUCGACUUCCCUUGCUUAGUUCCGAUCCGAGUAUUAGGAUUAAUGGAAAUGAUUGACAAUGGUAAGCAAGAUGAUAAAAUUGUGGCGGUAAAUGCCGUUGAUCCACACUUAAUCGGUAUUCAAAGUUUAGCCGAUCUUGAUGAAACCACCAUCUUUGAAUUGAUUAACUUUUUUAGUCACUACAAAGAUUUUGAAGGCAAAACAGUAAAAGUUAUGCCAGAUUUCAAAAGUAAAGAGUAUGCUGAAAACAAAAUUAGCGAAUGCCAAGCAAGAUUUAAAAAUGAACCAAACCAAUAA
Messenger RNA from Paraglomus brasilianum, 480 nucleotides. The record is from the annotation of a GenBank genome assembly. Lineage: Eukaryota; Fungi; Glomeromycota; Glomeromycetes; Paraglomerales; Paraglomeraceae.